AUGAGUCACUGUUUUCCUGCAGGUUGGGAUAUCAACGACAGCUCCGCUCCACCGGUGCCGCCCAGCCUCCCUCCCAUUUUGGUUCCAGGUUGGGAAGAGCCACGCGUUGCCGGUACUCUCGAGUCUGUAGUCAACCAAGCCAUUAUUACUAGCCAUCGCCGCCUCCGCGAAUCCGGCGACGGAGGCAACCACCAUCACCACCAAUUACCCGCCGCCGUCAUCACUGACGCCCUAGUCCCAGCUUGCGACACCACCAACUACAGCAGCAGCAUUCGCGGUUAUCAAGAAAAACCCAAGCACGUGCCGGAAUUCACCCCGGAGUGGCCGCACAGUAGGGCGGCCGCCGCCAGCACUAAUCACGGCGGGGCCGGAGUCUGCAGCAGCAAAACUAAUAGUGAUGGGAAAUCCUUAAAUUCGACAGGCAAAAGUAGGGCAGCUGCUAUGCAUAACCAGUCUGAAAAGAAAAGAAGAGAGAGAAUUAAUCAAAGGAUGCAGAUAUUGCAGAAGUUGGUCCCAAAUUGCAACAAGAUAGAUAAAGUUUCAAUAUUGGACGAUGUAAUAGAAUAUAUCAAACAACUUCAAUCACAAGUUGAAAUGAUGUGCUUGAUGAACAUGCCUUCCUUGGUGAUGUUGCCACUUGGCAUCCAACCACACCAUCUUCAAAUAUCUAUGGUGGAUACGGGUUUGGGUAUGAGUUCGGGUUCGGGUUCGGGUACGGGUAUGUGUAUGGGCAUGGGGAGACUCGUGGACAUGGACACGAUUGGCCGAGCCGCCACUAUGCCGCUGCCACCUGCCGCCACUGCCUUCAUGCCGGCCUCAUCGGAUGUUCAACACUUGCCGUUUUAA
Molecule: messenger RNA, 846 nt
Organism: Erythranthe guttata (spotted monkey flower)
Lineage: Eukaryota; Viridiplantae; Streptophyta; Magnoliopsida; Lamiales; Phrymaceae
Source: RefSeq, a predicted model, not a curated record